CAGAAAUCAGCAUUGAAAAACUGCGCCAGUUGUCUUCCUCAUCAUUUCCUUGUGUUUUACAGCGUGUGAGAAGACAUCAAAGCACACAAAGAAAGAAGAAAGAAGCAGAUAAAACACCAGAAGAGGCAUCCAGUGCACCCCGGAAUUAUGUAACCAUGCCAUUAGAGGAGCGGAUCCAAGAUAAUAAAUGAUCCGGUCUCCUCCAUUUGUCCUCUCUGUCUCGGUUAAGGUAAAUGGUUCUUCACCACACUUCUUGUCUGCACACCUUAAUAGCAAAGUGAAUACAAUCAUUCUCUUUGCUAAACAUCAAGAUACAAAAGGACACAUUCAUAAAUAUGUUUCAUACACUAAAAAAGAUUUAGGUUUACCUUUCACUUAAUAUUGUACUAAUUUAUCUUUACAAACUGAACAGCCUUAGUUUAUAAAGAGAAACUUUUGACGCAGAGCCAGAAAUACCAGCAAUAUUACAGAAGACACAGCAGUUUAUAGUAUCAAAAGUUGUCCUGAUAUACAGUAGCAUCAGCAGAAGACAAAUGUCUCCAAUUGUUGAUAUGGACCAACCAGAGAUCUAUGUACAAGACAUACAUACAGCAUGAUUAACCAUUGAUUAAAAGCUGCAGUAUAUCAAUCUUAUUGACAUACUGCACUAAAAUAUGUAGUGUUUUAACAUAUUUGUUGAAACACUACGUUGUGGCAGUAGUAGAUGGAUAGUCUGUGAAAAAAAUUGAGCUCCUUUGCCAUCUUAAUUAUCCUGCUGAAAUUUGCAGAAAUACAUCAUCCCAUCAGAAAGAACCAAUUUGAGCCAGGAGGACGGUUUUAGUGCUGUGCUGUCAAUCACUCAUGUACAUGCUGCUCAAACAAUCUACCUAUCUCUCUGCUACACUGUUGCUGGUUCACCAUAACAUAGCCUGCCAUGAAUAAAUAAGGCUAGUUAGUUGUUUCUCUGCCAUUACCACAAUGAGCAGAGUGUACAUUAGGUUGAUUGACAGCACUAAGACCCUCCUCCUGGCUCCUGAUUGGUUGUCUUCCGGAGAGUGGCGCAUUUCUUAAGACACCAAUAAUAUCACUGGAAGGAGAUAGAGGAGCUUGUACAUUAUCUGCCUCAUACGAUUUUGUCACAAUAUGGUGACAAUUUAAAUAAAUAUAGCAUGUUUUUGUAAAAGUUACACAUUGUAGCUUUAAUAGAACUCAGUGGAACAUUUCAUGCCUCUUCUUGGCACUAGUGGUGUUUAUUCAUUAGUGGCUCGACAGGAAGAAGGGCAGAGAAAGGGGAGGACAUGCAGUAAAUGGCUUGGGGUCAGGACGCUAACCUAGGACAGCUGGAUCAAGGACUGUGUAUGGUACGCUUGCAGCACCACAUGGUUCCCUGUCUGAGCUGUAAUUUUAAGAAAAAUCUUUCCAAUUUUACUAUUUGCUGCAAUACACUAAAACUAUUUACCAUGUUGUUUUUUGAAAUCUUAUGAAGAGCUGCACUUGUAUUAGACUGUGGUUUGAAAAUGGAAUAUUGAAAGAUGAAAGCCAAGCUACUGAAAAGAAGUAUGCAUGCAAACAUUUCAAAGCAACACCAUUAGCUGUUUGACUGUAAAAGAGCUGGCAGCUUUCAGACCGGUUUCCAGGAAGAACAUUGAUUGUUAUAGUUAUAGAUUUUUGCUACUAAUUAAACUCUCAAUUCCAUCAACUAUCCAAAGUAACUGAUUUCUAUGGUUUCAAUCCAUGCUUUAGUAAAUGAUGAAUAAUAUUAAUAUAUAUGUAAUUUUUUUGCAGAAAUAAUUAGCUGGAACCACAUCUACUAAUUCAUUUUUCAAAGUCGCUCUCUGUUGAGGCUAUUAUCUCAUCAGAGUCUUCAACCUUUUUUAAUAAUCCGGUAUUUCAAAUGUUUCUUUCAGCAGUUUGUGUCAAUUAUCGACAUUAGAAAAAACAGAAAAUUUUAUAUUAUAGAACAUUUCAAAGCUGCCUUCACAUUAUUGUUUCUAAACAUAAAGUCUCCUUAUGUGGAACUAAACAUGAAUUUAUACAGUUCAUAAUAUCAUAUCUGAAGUGAGUCUGAGUGUGUCUGUUUUUUUUAUUAAGUAUAGUCUUAAAACAAUAAUCUGUUUGCAGCAUAGAUGGUGUCUCAGCAAAACAUGUUUAGAUUGGUAAUCAGUUCAUACUACCCAAUGACAUCCAAAUUCAGUUUUAAAAAUCCAAACAUCUUUGACUGCUACAAAGGUCAGGCAAGUCUGUUUUCUCUCACACCCUUGCAAACUUCCAUCUUUACCUACACCCACACUAACACGUUUCUGUACCAAAUCUUCAUGCUGACUGUCCUCCUAACUACUGCAGCCUGAUGCAAACCUUUCCCAACUGGGAAUCAUCAAAGGAGUCGGGCAAAACAACGUGCAGCAUGUCCCAGGGUAGUGGGUGUUUUCUACAGCUUUUGUUUAGAAUUUAUUUAUGUUUUAUAGCUGCACUGCAUUUGUGCGAUAUAUGUGCAAAGUUGCAAAACUUAUGCCACUUCAGAAAUAAUAAAUAAAUAAAAUAGUGGCAUACCGACUCAGCUGAAGAUUAGUUUGUGUUUGCUACUGUAUCAGAUACAUAGUAAGAAAAGUUCUCCACUUAAAGGCAUUCCAUGAUGUAGAAAUGCUAGUUCAACUAUGCUACUGAACUUUGAUAGUGGCAUAAUGCUCUCUUAGCUUGUGUUUUAAAGCUCAAAUACAAACAGGUGCACCCAAAAACCCCUGUUAACAAAUCCUCUUUAGAUUUACUCUUCUGCACUAUUGCUUUGCCCCAUCUGUCACAGUAACCAUAAAAGGUUUCCUUUUUUUCAUAAAUCACUGGACCACUUUGCCUAAUCUUUGCAGGUCAUUAGACUGCAGUGGAAAUCACAAACAACCAUCACCUGAAGAAGCAUUUUCAUUCAGACUAAAGUGCCAGCUAUUUUGGUUCAGGUCCAGCUUUGAUUUCUUCCAUUCCACUUUAAGACAUUUAGACCUGUGUGACCUCUUGCUGCCGCUGUGAUUGCAAAAUGUUCUGAACUAAUCCCAGGCACUUCAGGUGUUCUUGGGUUUUGCCUCAUUCUGCUUGUGACCUUUAAUUAUCAUCAUUUCUGCCCUUUUUGUUGUUCCUACCCAGUCAUAUCAUUUUUUUAUUUCUUCAACAGAUGACCCUCUCUUCUGCCCAAUUGCCUGUUUUGAAAAUCCUUCUACCCUGCAUUUAUCACCAGAAUUUCUCAAAAUAUCAUUUUCUUUGUUGUUUAUUUCAACACUCAGCCAGUUGACAUUUACCAACUGAGUCAGUGAAAGAUGCAAAGAAAUAUUGAGAUGGCGGAUGUUUGAGCAGAACUAAAGUGCAGACAAAACAUCCGGAACAAUAUGGUGAGAUUAAUAUUAAGUGAUAACAAAACUUGCAGCUGCACAUGAGGUGAGCAAGACAUGAAACCAUGUGAGGAUGCAAUCAAACAAACCUGCUAGAAAAAUUGAAAACCAGGCACAGGUUGAUAUGGAUACUCCUAGUAAAUUCAUGCAACUACUCUUUUCACAUAUUAAAAAAUAUACCAGUUAAAGCAAUGAAAUCAUUUUGAAAAGCAUCUUUAAUGCUUUUAAAAAGGAUGUGUUGUGUUCACAUACAGCACUGUAGGUGCAGAUAAUUUCAUACCAAAAAACUUACAAAAAAUUGUCUUGACUUCUGACAUUAUCAACUAUUCUACAAGCAUUUUUUCCUGUUUCCUCUUUGCUUUAUAUAUUGUACAUUUUUGUGGGCUUUCCCGUCAUCCUGUUUUUCUGCUUUAAUUGACACUUGGUAAGCUGUUUUUUUUUUCCGGUCCUUUCCAAAAAGGCCCCAUGAGUUCCCUAUUAAGUACCACAUAGAUCCCAUCAAGAUUUAGGGGCACCCAGGAGAUGGUGCUUAAUUACUGAAAUGGCAAACAAUGAUGUAAAUUUGCUAUCCUAAAAGGCUAGCGCUUUACACUGAGCCAUGUACCUCAUACUAGAACCCAUUUAAAUCUUAAGAUAUUUAAUUUAUGUACUCCCAAUGCAAAGAUUAGUUUCAUGUUUCUUUUUUUAAGCUAUGUAAUAUUGUCAAAAAGCAUUCAUGUGGUACUUAUUAAAUGUACACCAGGCAGGAAAGUUAUUUAUUUUCAAACACUAUGAUGUUAUUGCACAUUGUCAUAUAUUGCAUGUAAGUUUAAAUUAAAAAACAAAACAAAAAAAUACAUGCUACAUUUGCUUGUUCUUAGUUAAGCCUAUUGUGUAUCUAAAAUGAUGUGUCAGUGUUUGGACAUUGGAAAACACCCCAUCACUUAAAUUAAAAUACUGAACUGGGAAGUACAACAUGGAGUGGUGGCGAUUGAGACAAGAGAUGGGGAAGAAAGAAUGAUGUUUGAGAGAGAAAUGAAAAAAGGAGUGGAAGACAAUGAGAGAACCAAGAGGAUAAAGGGAGGCGGCAGCAAUGAAAUAGUGGAUUAACAAGAACAGAGGUGGGCAAAAAGGUGUAAGAACAAGAAAAGCUUAGAGAAACAUUACAAGAUAGAAAGGGGAAAAUUAAGUUUCCACAAGCCAGUUAGACCUUUUCAUUACAGCCUUUUGUUGAAGUCUAUUGGAUGAAACUUCCCAAUGAGAUCAAUGAAUUCUUGCAGAAUUACUGUAUCAGUAAUCUGUCGAAGAAAGGCUGUUUCCUCUUUAAAAACCCCUCAAUAAAUGUUCAUUGCAUCACUCUUAUCAGGACAUUGUUUAGCGGAGGCGAUCAAAUAUGUUCUAUCACUUCUGACCGUCUUUGUGAAAAGAAAUUAAAAAGUGAUCCCUGAUGUCCAUUACUUACUGUCUGCUCACAUAAUAAACAUGUGACCUUUACUGUAAGCAAUAUAGUAGCGCCCACCUGUGCCCUUUUCCACUGAAAGGUUUCUACGUCAGAGGUGAACUCUUUUUGUUCUGAGUUAAGCUAUUCCAACAACAAUAAAUAAUUCUAAAGGGAUUGUUUACUUGGUAGAGCUUCUAAGGUUAAAUGCAUAAUUAGUAUAUUAAAGGGUAUCUUUUUGGAGCUUGUGUUUUCUCAAUAGCAGUGUAAUUUUACAUUUACACUGGCAAUAAGUGAAUCUGGAUUUGGAUGUGUUGAAUCCAUCCAACCUACCCUUUCUUAAGGAAUUUUUUUGGCACUACUGGCCUUUAUUUGAAAGUGAAAUGACAGGAAAGUAGGUUGUGAGAGAGGAGGAAGACAUGCAACAAAGGUCAAUGGGCCGGUACUCGAAAACGUGACAGCUGCGUUGAGGACUGAGGCCUCUUUACAUGGGUUGCGUGCCUUACUUCUGAGCUACUGCCACACCCAUCCAUCCUUCCCUUCCUUUGCAAUUUUAGGUCAAGGAAGCCAUUGGGCCUAGGAGGGACACCUGGGUAUUCUAUUCCCUGUGAUACUAUCCGGCCUGUCACCAAGUGAAGAUCCCGUGACCAGAGGCAUACCCUUCAGGUGUCACACCCUGUGCCUCUGGUCGCAGGAUGUGACAUCUGGUCACACCUAAAGGGAGGUGACCAGAGGCAUCUUGACUAGAGCCUGAUUGAAGAAGCAGAUUUUUGAUGAUACUUUUCAAUUAUCUUUUUCCUUUUCAUGUUUCACAUUUCAUGGAGAUGGUGGGAAAGCAAACACUGUACUUGAGAGCAAGUCCAACAGAGUCUGAAAUAUGCUCCAGUCCCUGUGGUCCCUAAUCUCUUCUAGUCACCAAGGCCACUGACUGAUGAAAGGGGAUAGAAGGUUUUCCUGCUUAUGGACCAAGUUGACAAAGGAAACAAAAAUGGAGACUGCCUCCUCUGGAGUAAAUUCAACCAGUUCAGCCCAUUUUAUUAGGGAAGAGGACAAUUGGCCAGUACUCAUGAAGAAAAUACCACAGAUUCUUGAAGAAUAUGAAACCACAAGUGUCCUGUCAAUGCAGUCAAGAGAACUUCUUGUGAAAACAUGCAUAGAAGACCUUGUUCUCAGAUGUGGCUUCUGGAUGCUUGUUGAAGCAUGGUGGUGAGGAUGGUUAGAACACGAUUAAUGGGGCCGCCGUCACGAGGCCGGGUCAGAUGGAUGAAUGUAAUGAGAACUGGAGUCCUUCAUCUCCUGCUGCUAUCAGCCUGCCUCGGCCAAGACACAGAAGACUGGCAAUAUGAGGAAUGUAAACUCUCCCGUUCUGGUCCUCCUGCUACCAUCGUGGCCAUUGAUGAAGAAAGCCCCAAUGGAACAUUAUUGGUGGAGAACAUGCAGAUCAAUGGUGUGGCAGAGGGUCCACUUCGUACAAUCUCUUUGUCUCUAAGAGACAACCACGACUACUGGGUGAUUCUUGAUCCUGCCAGGCAGUCUCUUUACCUGAACAGCACUGGACGAGUUCUUGAUAGAGAUCCACCGUCGUUUAUUCACUCCAUCGUGGUUCAGGUUCAGUGCACCAACGAGCUGAUUGGAACAGUGAUUUUACACGAGGUCCGCAUUGUUGUCCGAGACCGCAAUGACAACGCUCCACAUUUCCAGCAGCCUCGAUACUAUGUCGCCAUCAGUGAGCUAACCCCUGUAGGAACAACAAUCUUCUCUGGUUUCUCUGGGAAUAAUGGUGCAACAGACAUUGACGACGGACCCAACGGGCAGAUAGAGUACACCAUCCAGUACAACCCAAAAGAUCCGACUGCCAACAGAACCUUUGACAUCCCCCUGACUUUGUUUGGCUCCGUAGUUCUAAGGGAACGGCUCAACUACGAGGAGAUAACACGAUACUUGGUCAUUAUACAGGCAAAUGACCGGGCACCUUCACCAAGUGACCGUCGAACUGCCACCACCACACUGACCGUGGAUGUGCUGGAUGGAGAUGACUUGGGUCCCAUGUUCCUACCUUGUACACUUGUGGGAAACACUCGUGACUGUAGUCCCAUCACGUAUUUGGCCAGUGUUCUGGAGCUGACAGAGCCUAAUAAGACAAAUCCCCUCAAUGUGACCCCACCUAUCCAAGCUGUGGACCAGGACAGAAACAUUCAACCUCCAUCGGACAGACCUGGGAUCCUGUACUCCGUCCUUAUUGGCAAACCAGCAUCCUAUACAGAAUAUUUCAGCUUAAACAGAACCACAGCAGAACUCAUGCUGCUUAAACCCAUUGACAGGGAGCUCUACCGCAGAUUUGAUCUGGUUAUCAAGGCGGAGCAGGACAAUGGUCACCCCCUGCCAGCGUUCGCCAACCUUCAAAUCGAAGUUCUGGAUGAAAACAACCAAGCACCAUACUUUUUGGAGUCUGGUUACCAUGGAUACAUCAGUGAGGCUUCACCAGUCGGAACCACCGUCGCUACCAACGCAACUCUAUCGACUCCCCUCACUAUAAUAGCUUUGGAUAAUGAUGUGGAGGAGGCCCGGGAUCCACAGCUGCACUUUUCUCUGGACAGUUAUUCUCAUGUUUUUUCUAUAUCAACUACUGGGAUAAGAAGAUAUCUCAUGCUGUUGCAGCCUGUAGACAGAGAAGCACAAGACUCCUAUACAUUCACGCUGUUGGCAUCAGAUGGUGUUCAGCAAAGUGCUCCUGUUAUUGUGACCAUAACAGUGCUGGAUGCCAAUGACAAUACUCCAACUUUUUCCAAUGUCUCCUAUAGCGUAAACCUGUUCACAGAUAUGUUGCCUGGAGAAACUGUCAUACAGAUGUCAGCAGUUGAUUCUGAUGCAGGUGAAAAUGGCCAAAUCAGUUAUCGCAUCUUGGCUGGUGGCCAGGGAAAGUUUCUAAUAAACAGCAGCACUGGGGUAAUUACAGUGGCACCAGGUGCUGAGCUGACUGUUGGCCGAAGCUACGCUCUGACUGUGGAAGCUGCAGACAAUGGGCCUGCGCCUCACAGACGGUCUUCCAUUACAACAGUAUAUAUUGAAGUUUUGCCCCCAAACAACCAGAGCCCUCCUCGCUUUCCUCGCCAACAAUACAACCUUGAGAUCAGUGAAGCUAUGAGGACUGGUGCUACACUUCUUAAUCUGCAGGCGGUGGAUCGAGAGAAGGAUCCAAUAACCUACAAAAUCCACAGUGGAGAUAUUAAUGGAAAUUUUGCACUGCAGCAGAAUUCAGGGUAUUUAAUUCUGGACAAGCCUUUGGACAGGGAGUCUCUGGAUCAUUAUAUCCUGAUUGUCACCGCCUCAGACGGACGCCCAGAUGGAACCUCCACUGCUGUGGUGAACGUGGUGGUGACUGAUGUGAAUGACAACGAUCCGGUGUUCAACUCUUCACUGCCAGUGAAUCUCUCUGUCACCGAGGAGCAGAAUAACGCCUUCGUUGGACAGAUCAUGGCAACAGAUCUGGAUCUGGGAGCAAACGGUCAGGUUCAUUACAGGCUUGUCAACCACCAGACGCUGUUUUCCAUCAAUGCCUCUGGAGCCAUCAGGACUGCAGUCCCACUGGACAGAGAGGUGAAAGGUCACUAUUUCCUGGUUGUUGAAGCCUCGGAUGGUGCAGUGGACCCUCGGCGAUCCAGGCUCACCCUCUCUGUGACUGUUUUGGAUGUGGACGACAACAGCCCGAUAUUCUCCCAACAGUCCUACAACGUCAAUCUACCUGAGAACAGCCCAAAGGACACUGUCAUUUUACAGUUAAAGGCAACAGAUGCUGACCUCAUCUCCAACCUCACAUAUCGAAUCAGAGCUGAAGGCCUGGAUCCUGAGAUAACACGGCUUUUCCGCAUUGACCCCGUGACAGGGGAGCUGUCAGUUCUUAAGGUUCUGGACUUUGAAGCUCUGGCUGCCUCUGAACCCAUGUACACUUUCACCGUAGAGGCUGUCGACGUGGAGGGAACAAUGCCUCCUGGGCUCGCCUCGGUUACUGUCAGAAUACUGGAUAUGAAUGACUUUGCUCCCUCAUUCAGACAACCCGUCUACAGAGGCAUGGUUGCUCCUAAUGCUGUCAAGGGAACCAUUGUAACCACGGUGAUGGCCAACGAUUCUGACCCUGCGGGAACCCCUGCAGGUCUAAUUCGCUACAAGGUGGACCAGGAGGCCUAUCCUUACUCUGCCAGUAUAUUUGAUGUAGAUAAAGAGAAAGGUCAUGUGGUUACCAGAGUAAAUCUUAACGAGGAACCCAACUUAAAGUUCCGACUGGUGGUGGUGGCCUAUGAUCAUGGCGAGCCUGUGAAAGAGAACACGACUCUGGUGGAAAUCACAGUGCUUCAGCCCUCUGUUAUCCCCGUGUUCACUCGAGAAGAAUACAGAUUUCCACCAGUGAGUGAGGAGGCUGCUGUUGGAACCCCAGUGGGAAUCAUCAUGGCAGCAGCUGUCAAUCAAACUAUCGUGUAUUCCAUCGUCGAAGGCAAUGAGGGAGGUGUGUUUUUGUUAAACAAAACAACUGGGGAGAUUUCCACAGCCAAGCCCCUUGACUAUGAAACCAAUUCCAGCUAUGUUCUGAAGGUGGAAGCAGACUCCAUGAAGGUGGUCUCAUCAAAUCUCAGAGCUCCAUCAAAGUCUAACACAGCCCGGGUGCUGAUUGAUGUCCAGGAUGAGAACGACCACCCACCAGUUUUCACCAGAUCUCUUUACAUUGGAGGAGUUGGAGAGGAUGCCAAAACUUUCACCUCGGUCUUGCAAGUACAGGCUGUGGACAAAGACACUGGGAACUACAGCUCCAUGGUCUACAAGCUCAUCAUCCCCCCUCCCACAGGAAAAGAAACUAAAGACAGCAAAGAUGGAUUUGUCAUUGAACCGUACACCGGUGUGGUGAAGACAGCAAUCAUGUAUCGCAACAUGAGGAGGUCAUAUUUCAAAUUUGAGGUGGCUGCAACAGACAACUACGGUCAAGGACACAGCAGCAGAGCAGAGAUAGUGGUGUCUGUUGUGAACCAGCUGGACAUGCAAGUGGUCGUAUUAAAUGUCCCUCCAACGUAUGUUGAAAAAAAUAAAGAUCAACUGCUCAGCAUUUUGGAACGCUACGUUCAGGAGCAGGUGGUCGGCGCAAAGGUUGUCGUGGAAACCAUCGGGCCCCACCGGGAUGGCGAAGCGAUGGAGCUUGAAGAUUACACUAAGUCAGAUCUCAUGAUUUAUGCCAUCGAUCCACUGACAAACAGAGCCAUAUCUAGACAGGAGCUCUUCAAGUUUCUUGAUGGGAAACUAUUGGAUAUCAAUAAAGAGUUCCAGCCUUUUCUCCCUCCUGGUGGCCGGAUUCUGGAAAUCAGAACCCCCGAAGUGGUGGCCAGCGUAAAGAAAGCUGUGCACAGCGUUGGCUACACAGAGGGGGCACUCUUGGCUCUCGCCGUUAUCAUCAUCAUCUGCUGUGUUCCCGCUAUUUUAAUUGUCAUUAUCACAUACAGGCAAUUCAAAGAGAGACAAGCAGAGUGUGCCAAAACAGCCCGCAUCCAGAUGGCACUGCCAACAGGCAAACCCGGGGGAGGCACUGCCAACAACCUGUACGAGGAGCUCGGUGACAACGCCAUGCGUGGAUAUGGGCAACAUGAGACACAGCAGCUACUACGACCUUCUCUGCUCAGGCCAGAGGUAGAGUUAUCCAUGGAGUCUGGCAUCGACCCCGGCCAGGACUACUACACACAAGAUUAUUACAACUAUGACCAUGGGUACGAGCUUCCUCAGUACGGCAGUCGCAGGAAGCUGAUCUCACCCUCCGGUCUUUACGAUGAGUAUGGAGAGGUUGUGGUUGAUGACGAUGGCAGCUACUACUACAGCCCACAGGAGUCAGACGGAGAGCCUGGCGGUAGAAAGCGGCGGAUCAAGUUGAUGGUUGACCGAGAGUACGAGACCAGCUCCACCGGUGAGGAGAGCAUGCCAGAGACCCAACGCAGCCGUUUAUCCACCACGCACAACAGCCACGUUAACGUCAACGGCGGGAUCUAUGUGGCUCAGAACGGCUCCAUCGUGCGCACCCGACGAUCAGUCAACGCUUCAGGUCCUUCCCAGAGCGCCAGCUCCACAAAGAACAAUCUAAAACCAAGCUCUCCCAUCUUCAGCUCACGGCUGGCCAAGCACUUUAAAAAACUGGACAAAAUGGCUGCCACGUUGGAGGAGAGAGUGCCCCUGAACACCACCAAGACGCAAGCAGGAGAGGGGCGCAACACACUGAGCACUUUUCAGAGCUGCAGACGGGCCGCCUCAGCAACGGCCACCUCCUCUUCCUCCAACACUAACAAAAUGCUGAAUGUGUUAAACACUCGACAAUCCAGCGUGUCCUUGGGGUCAACCAGCACCAGCAACACAGGCCCUGAAAGCGUAAUGUCCAAACCCGACGUGCUCCCGGCAGCACUGGCUGUCACAGAGCAGCCCGAGAGCGCGUCAGAGCAAGACGGGCCAGCAGAGGGUGAGCUCGAGUCAAAGGUGGACGGAAACGGCGGCGUUGAGGCCGUUUCCAGGGAACCUCUGGAGUGCCCGAGUGACAGAACACAAUCGGAUGAGGAAGAGUUGUGGAUGGGCCCCUGGAACAACCUUCACAUACCCAUGACCAAACUCUGACUGAGUCCAGCGCCACUGUGCUCGUUCUUUAUUGCCAAGUUCAUUUAAUGUUUUCAGUAUAUUUUCUUUUCGUUCUCUGUGAAACUAAUGGAGAUGCUCCAGUACAGCAAAGAUAUAUAUCAAUUGAUUUAUACUAGCUAAAAGUGACUUGGCAUUCAAAUCACUGGUAUCACAUAAAACAAAUAAUUUUUCUUUUAAUUUAUGUUCAGUGAGAUGGGGUUUAAUUUGCCAUCUGCAAUUUCAGCAGCAAAUUCUCUGUUUUGUAAUUUCUGUGUUUCAAUCUGUGCAUCUCCUCAGCCUUGCUGACCUGAGAGCUGCAGCACCUUCAGAAAACUGGACCUACAGUGGUAACACGUAUUACUUUAAGAGUGAGGGGAUGAAAACUUGACUCUUUUUAAUGGCCCUUUAAGCGACUGGUGUCUGUAUGGAACUGUGCUUGUUUCAUUCAGGUUUAUGGCCAAUGGUGCAACUCGACGUAAAUUUGCCUGAUGCAUUUCAUUGACACAUGCAGUCUUGUAUUGUUCACACUUGCCUUUUUAUUCUUGUCAAGCUGCUUGGCAGACUCGAUCCAAAUAAAGUUUCAAUCUGUUGAA
Molecule: messenger RNA, 11996 nt
Organism: Xiphophorus maculatus (southern platyfish)
Lineage: Eukaryota; Metazoa; Chordata; Actinopteri; Cyprinodontiformes; Poeciliidae
Product: protocadherin-15-like
Exons: 45
Coding region: 5971-11403 (1810 amino acids)
Biological process (GO): sensory perception of sound; homophilic cell-cell adhesion; inner ear development
Cellular component (GO): plasma membrane; stereocilium
Molecular function (GO): calcium ion binding
Source: RefSeq, a predicted model, not a curated record